AUGCCUCCCAGGGUAAGGAAGGCGGUCCUCGCCUCUGUGCCAGAGGAUGACGAGGUGGUGGGUGAGGGGGGGGAGCCGGGAUCCUCGACCCCCCCACUCCCAGCCGAGCUACGCAGCCAGUACAAAUCCCUGGAGGCACAACUGGAAGCUCGCAUCGCCGAGAUAUGGUCUGCGACAGAGGACGCCGUGCUCGGCCUGCAGAACGAGUGUCGAAGACAACUAGUCAAGCUCCCCAAGUCGGUCCGCUCCAUGACUCUGGCCCGCCUGCGGGAGGAGCUGCCGGAUGACUACAGCGCCGCGGGUCUGCGAGAGGUCCAGGAGAAGCUGGCCAGCCUGGCCGCCCCGCCUCCGCUCGCUCCCGGCACGCGGGCGAGGGGCACCACGCGGAAACGCGCCGCCGGCGAGCCGACCACGGUCUUGCGAACGGUACAGACGCGGCGCAUGGCCGCCAGGACCGGGGACGAAGCGGCAGGGCCGGCAGGCACGCUCUUCAACGGCUUGCCCCUGGCCACGCCGCUGCCCUUCUCCGGCCCCGCCGUGCAGAUGCCUAUCACCUACGUCACGGAGCAGAAGCGGGCGGGCGGGCGGUUCACGGCGGCCGCCGCCCCGCCCUCUGCGGUGGUGCUGCAGGCCGCCAGCGGCGCGCAAUACGCCGUGUCGCGGCUGGAGGACCUAGAGGGCCUGCCCGGCGGCGAGGCCGAUGCGCUGCUGGACAGCCUGCGCGCGCAGCGGGAGUUCCUGGACAGGCUGCUGGCCAACAGCAUCAACACGCGGAGGGGGGGCAGGGGGAGGAAAUGA
Molecule: messenger RNA, 798 nt
Organism: Auxenochlorella protothecoides
Lineage: Eukaryota; Viridiplantae; Chlorophyta; Trebouxiophyceae; Chlorellales; Chlorellaceae
Exons: 4
Coding region: 1-798 (265 amino acids)
Source: RefSeq, a predicted model, not a curated record